Messenger RNA from Sphaerodactylus townsendi, 2139 nucleotides. RefSeq names its product LMBR1 domain containing 1 (gene LMBRD1). Lineage: Eukaryota; Metazoa; Chordata; Lepidosauria; Squamata; Sphaerodactylidae. The transcript is spliced from 16 exons. Gene Ontology annotation, biological process: protein localization to vacuole. Gene Ontology annotation, cellular component: vacuolar membrane. The coding region runs from base 75 to 1700 and encodes 541 amino acids. The record is from RefSeq and is a predicted model, not a curated record.
AUUUCCUCCAUCAGGCUCCGCCUUCUCUUCGACAGUCGCGUCGUUUCGUGCAGUCUUUGUUGCCGGAAGUGAAGAUGGUGGUCCUCGCGGCUGAGUCGGACCUGGUCACAGGCUGGUGCCUCUUCGGCGUCGCUUUGCUGGUUAUUCUCGCUUUCUGCUGGGUUUAUGUUCGCAAAUACCAGAGUAGACGGGAAAGUGAAGUAAUUUCUACCAUAACCUCUAUUUUUGCCUUGGCAAUUGCACUGAUUACAUCAGCACUCUUACCAGUGGACAUUUUUCUAGUUUCUUAUGUGAAAAAUCAAAAUGGGACGUUUAAGGACUGGGCCGAUGCAAAUGUAACAAGACAAAUUGAAGAUACGGUAUUAUAUGCAUAUUACACACUCUACUCCAUUAUAUUAUUCUGUGUGUUCUUGUGGAUUCCCUUUGUCUAUUUCUACUAUGAGGAGAAAGAUGAAGAUGAUGGUGACACAUGCUCGCAGGUUAAAACGGCGUUCAAGUAUACGCUAGGAUUUCUUCUGGUUUGUACCAUCCUUCUAGUAAUUGGGGCCUUUGUUCCACUGGAUAUUCCUCAUAAGAAAAAUUCAACAGAAUGGGAGAAAGUGAAAUUCUUGUUUGAAGAACUUGGAAGCAACCAUGGUUUGGCUGCCCUCUCCUUCUCCAUAAGCUCUCUGACCCUUAUAGGAAUGGUGGCAUCUGUGACCUAUACAGCUUAUGGGAUGUCUGCUUUACCUCUAAACUUGAUAAAGGGAACAAGAAAUGCUACUUAUGAACUUCUAGAAAACACUGAAGAUAUCGAGGAAGUUGAGCAAAACAUACAAAGGAUUAAAUCAAAGUGUAAAGAUGGUCGACCUUUACCAACUCGGGACAGACGGACACUGCAGCAACUUGAGGAAAGACUAAGAAGCCUCCGAAGAAGAGGGAGACAUCUGGAAUAUGUUGAGAAAAGCUGCUGGACAAGGUUCUGUGGAGCCAUGAGGCCGCUAAAAGUCAUCUGGGGAGUGUUUUUCAUCCUUGUGGCCCUGCUGUUCACAAUCUCUCUCUUCUUGUCAAACUUGGAUAAAGCAUUGCAUUCAGCUGGCAUAGAUUCAGGAUUUCUAAUUUUGGGAACAAAUUUGACCAAUCCACUGAAUAUGCUUUUGCCUGUUCUACAAACUGUCUUCCCUCUUGAUUACAUCCUCAUUUCUACUAUUAUCAUGUACUUUAUCUUCACUUCAAUGGCAGGGAUUCGAAACAUGGGCAUAUGGUUCUUCUGGAUAAGGCUGUAUAAGAUCAGACGGGGUAGGACACGGCCUCAAGCUCUUCUCUUUCUUUGCAUGAUAUUAUUAUUGAUUGUUCUUCACACCAGCUAUAUGAUCUACAGCCUUGCUCCACAGUACGUUAUGUAUGGAAGCCAAAAGUACCUGAUUCCGAAUAAUAUGACCAUUGAUGGACAGUCUGCAAAUGUGACAACGUCUGUGCCUAAAGUUUGUGAUGCAGAUGCUCCUGAAGGCCAGUGUAUUAUUACUCGGACUUAUCUUUUCCUUCACAAAUUUUGGUUCUUCAGUGCUGCAUAUUACUUUGGCAAUUGGGCUUUUAUUGCAGUCUUCUUAAUUGGAUUAAUUGUGUCAUGCUGCAAAGGAAAAAAAUCUGUCAUUGAAGGUGAUGUGGAUGAAGAUGAUUCAGAUAUAAGUGAUGAUGAACCCUCUCUCUAUUAUGGUUGACAGUCCUGAGUCCUGAAGAGUAACACAUGCCAUUUAAAACUGUGAAAAUGCCAUUUUCAUUUGGACCUUUGAUCUUCCCUUGAAAAAAGAUCAUGUUUGCCAAUGUUAAAAGGGGGACAAUUGAUGUAAAACGGGAUUGGAAGUUGGGAUCUCUGAGAUCAUUAUUGUAUUAUAGUUAAACUAAUGUGUACAUAAAUAAUCCCAAGAGCAGAUUUUAUAAAGGAAUGAUUAAAACUACUAUUUUUGAGUAUAUGCUCUAAUAUUGUGAUUUGUCAUUUAAUUUAGUUGUCUUUCUGUUGCAAGCUUCAGUUUUUUGGUUGAUAAUGUUGAAAUGAUGCAGUGAAUCUUAAAUUUAUUAAAAUGCCAUUGCCUGUUGAUAUAAGAGUUAACGUCUGCAACAUACAUUAUCGUAACUUUAAUAAAGUUUAGUUGUCCAGAA